AUGAAUGACGAAACACCAACUGCCAGCACCUCAACAGGUUCGCUUACUUUCUCCAAUGCCAUGCUAUCUCCAGUCGCUGCGUUUUGGCCGACUGAUCCCGUUGUCUGGUUUGCACAGGUGGAAGCCCAAUUUUUAACACGCAAUAUCACAUCUCAAGUCACCAAAUAUGCCUACGUGGUGGCUUCACUGCAACCUGAAAUUGCACAAGAGGUACGCGACCUGCUUGUCAAUCCUCCUACAGCAGAGCCGUACGAUCAACUCAAAGCAGAACUGAUUAAGCGCACUUCAGCUUCUGAGCAAAAACGUUUUCACCAGCUUUUGACUUCAGAGGAACUUGGUGAUAGAAAGCCCUCGCAACUUCUCCGCAAAAUGCGACAACUUCUUGGUGACAAUCGUUUCGAAGACAGCCUAUUGCGAAAAAUAUUUUUAAAUCGGCUGCCUAUCAACGCUCAGCUAAUUUUAGCCUCUACUCCCGAAUCAGUUUCCACUGAAAAUCUAGCAACAUUUGCUGAUAAAAUAAUGGAAGUGGCUACCCCUGCACCCCCUGUUGCUGCUUUUGCUGCCUCCAACACAACACCACCAAGCGAAGUUGCCGAACUCCGUCAGCAAAUAAGCACCUUAUCUGCACAAGUACAAGCUCUGGCCAACCGUUAUACUUCACAACCUCGUUCUGGUCCACGUGGUCGCAGUCCCACUCCAUCACGCUCUCCAUAUCGUCGAAAUUCAAGCACUGAACGUCACGCAAGUUCUCAAUGUUGGUAUCACUGGCGUUUUGGUUCUGCUGCCCGCAAAUGCAAUCCACCAUGCUCCUUCACAUUCAAGCCUUCUGCAUCUCAGCAACAGGAAAACUUCCCCGCCAGCUGCUAG
This is a messenger RNA of Rhopilema esculentum, 867 nucleotides long. The record is from RefSeq and is a predicted model, not a curated record. NCBI's taxonomy places the organism in Eukaryota, Metazoa, Cnidaria, Scyphozoa, Rhizostomeae, Rhizostomatidae.